ACUGCCCGUGCAACUGCAGAACUUGUCGCCGGUCAAUGAGGUCGCGGCCUCGAGUUUGCUUUCCACAAGCCAUCCCUGGCUUUGAAGCGUACUUUGAAGCACGCAUUUAGUUUCCGUAAGCAAGGGCCUGCCACGCCAAAGGGGCAAGACGAGUUUCAUUCAGCGUGUCGGUCCUCAUUCCGGGCGAGGGUGCAAUUGGGGCUAUCGGACUUUCAAGGUGAUACAGAGUCAAACACUUGUACUGCUUACACGGCCAGGAUAGCCUAGGGUCGGCCUUCUGCCACGAAACGUGACUCCGACGUUGAUUGUAGCCACUUCUGUCGCGUGUCAAGGCUGAUCGGCCACCAUGGCACUCCAAGUUGCAAUUACGGGUCUGAAGAGCCAGUCCGGCUCGCAGCUGGGCCUGUCGAUGGCCCGGCUGUUCGCUUCGGCAGCGGCAUCGCCCUCGAUUAAGGUGGAGGUCAUGCCCUACAAGGUGCACCGCAUCGAGGCACCUUCCAACGUGGUGGAGACCAACGUGGAGGAGCUUACGAAUUUCUACAAGCUCAUGUACAAAAUGCGCCGCAUGGAGAUUGCGGCCGACAUGAUGUACAAGGCCAAGUUCAUCCGCGGCUUCUGCCACCUGUACGACGGCCAGGAGGCGGUGCUCACCGGCAUUGAGGCGGCCAUCACACUCAAGGACUCGAUCAUCACCUCCUACCGCGACCACUGCCAGCACGUCAGCCGCGGCGGCAGCAUUGUGAGCCUGAUGGCGGAGCUGAUGGGCAAGCAGGAGGGCGCCACCAAGGGCCUGGGCGGCUCCAUGCACAUCUACAACCGCAAGAACAACUUCUACGGAGGGAACGGCAUCGUGGGCGCGCAGAUCCCCCUGGGCGCCGGUAUCGCGCUGGCGCACAAGUACAAGGGCGAGCCCCACGUGUGCAUCACCAUGUACGGCGACGGAGCUGCAAACCAGGGCCAGAAGUACGAGGCGCUCAACAUGGCUGGGCUGUGGAACCUGCCCGCCAUCUUCGUGUGCGAGAACAACCACUACGGCAUGGGCACCGCCGAGUGGCGUGCGGCCAAGAGCCCCAACUUCUACACCCGCGGCGACUACAUCCCAGGCAUCAAGGUUGACGGCAUGGACGUGCUGGCCGUGAAGAACGCAGUGGCGUUCGCCAAGGCCUACGCGCUGGCCAACGGCCCCAUCGUGAUGGAGAUGGACACCUACCGCUACCACGGCCACUCCAUGUCAGACCCCGGCUCCACCUACCGCACACGCGACGAGAUCAACGCCAUGCGCACCGAGCGCGACCCCAUCGAGCGCGUGAAGCGGCUGCUGCUGAACAACGGCGUGGACCCGGCCGACCUCAAGAAGAUCGACAAGGAGGUCAAGAAGGAGGUGGACGACGCCGUGGAGCAGGCCAAGCAGGGCCAGAUCCCGCCGCUGCACUGGCUGUGGCGCAACAUGUACGCGGAGCCGCUGGGCGCCGGCAUGCGCGGCGUGCUGCCCGCAGAGUACCACGUGCCCGCCUUCGACCCCACCUACAAGUCGUGAGGCGGCGGAGGGGAUCGCGGGGGGUGAAGGCAGCGGGGAUUGAAGGCGGCAGGGGAGGCGGAGUGGUUUGAAGGCGGCAGGGGAGGCGGGGUGGGAGCGGGAUAGUAGGUGCGGGGUUGUGGGCGGAGGUUGGUUGAUUGGUUGGGUGGGGGUCGGGCUUGUAUGUGUGUGUUGCGGUGAGGUGGGUUGGUGGGGUGUUGGAGAGCGCGAAUGUGUGGUGUUUUGUGGCGAGCGGGGCGAAAUGGGCCUUCGUUUCUGGUGGAGGUAGGAGGUGGCGUGUGUGCUUUACUGCCUGUCGGCGUGGGGGUGGCAUGACGCCGCGUUGGCCUUUGGCACGUGCCCCGGGUUCGUGGAAUUGGCGUGGGGCUGCUGCCGAUAUGGCGAGGUGUGAGAUUGGUGCCAUAGCGCAUGGCAGGGCUUCCUGGUUGUUAGAGACAGCGACAGAAGGAGGUAUUCGUUUCGACGCUGGGCGUCAUUUGCUGGUCACAGCGCGUCAGCGGGCGUGUGUGCCGUAUCUGCGGGCUGGACGGAUGGUGGGAGGGGGCAUGGGGAGGUGAUGACACGGGAAGGGCUCUUGCGGAGCGUGUGUGUGUGUGUGUGUAUGUUCGGUGCAAGCGAGUGGCUGGGCGGUGCACCAGAGGUGCGCAUCCUGGCAGCGUUCGGUGGAGGUGUGUUUGGCGCAUGUUAGAGGUUCCUGGACCAAUUGUAAGUCGCUGAAUGG
Messenger RNA from Chlamydomonas reinhardtii, 2258 nucleotides. RefSeq lists its product as uncharacterized. The transcript is spliced from 8 exons. Gene Ontology annotation, molecular function: pyruvate dehydrogenase (acetyl-transferring) activity. The record is from RefSeq and is a predicted model, not a curated record. Gene Ontology annotation, biological process: pyruvate decarboxylation to acetyl-CoA. Gene Ontology annotation, cellular component: intracellular membrane-bounded organelle. The coding region runs from base 347 to 1537 and encodes 396 amino acids. NCBI's taxonomy places the organism in Eukaryota, Viridiplantae, Chlorophyta, Chlorophyceae, Chlamydomonadales, Chlamydomonadaceae.